CAAAUUCGCCGGCCGCGGCAGGGACAGGACGUUUGCUCGCUCGGCUCCCCAGUGAGGGCGGCGGCGGGGUAACUGGGCAUCGCAGCGAUGGUUUUCCACGGUUUCCAACAACUUGGUGGACCAGAGCGAGUCACAGGGUCCCUGAUCUUGGCCGUGUGCACAGCUGUACUGGGAUCCCUGCAAUUCGGGUACAACAUUGGCGUCAUCAAUGCUCCUCAGAAGAUCAUCGAGCAAAGCUACAACAAGACCUGGAUGGAGCGGCAGACGGGCGUUGAGCACCCGCAGCCCAUCGACCAGUCGUUGCUCACCACGCUGUGGAGCCUGUCGGUGGCCAUCUUUUCCGUCGGUGGGAUGGUAUCCUCAUUCCUGGUGGGAACACUCGCUGAGUGGCUGGGAAGGAAGCGAGCCAUGCUGGUCAACAAUAGCCUUGCUUUGAUUGGAGGAACACUGAUGGGGCUGUCAAAAUACUGCCAAUCGUAUGAGAUGCUGAUCCUCGGCCGCUUUGUCAUCGGUGCUUAUUCUGGUAUCUGCUCCGGACUGGUCCCGAUGUACAUCGGAGAGAUUUCGCCCACCAGCUUACGAGGAAUGUUGGGAACAUUGCACCAACUUGGCAUCGUCACCGGGAUCCUCAUUGCUCAGAUUUUCGGCCUGGACGUCAUCCUGGGGACAGACGAGCUCUGGCCGCUGCUCCUGGCAGUCACUGUGAUACCGGCCCUCCUUCAGGCAGUCCUGCUUCCCCUCUGCCCGGAGAGUCCCCGCUUCCUCUACAUCGUGCGCAACGAGGAGAGCAAUGCCAAGAUAUGUUUGAGGAGACUGACGGGCCAGCAGGAUGUCUCCAAUUCUCUCUCAGAGAUGAAGGAAGAGAAACGGAGAAUGGACCUGGAGCGGAAGGUGACCAUCGCUCAGCUGUUCAGGAGCCCAGCCUAUCGGCAGCCCCUCUUCAUUGCCGUCAUGCUGCAGUUGUCUCAGCAGCUCUCGGGCGUCAACGCUGUGUUUUAUUACUCUACCAGCAUCUUCAUCGGGAUGGGCAUUGAACACCCGGUAUACAUCACCAUUGGAGUUGGCAUCAUCAACACCGUGUUCACUGUGCUCUCUGUGAGUAUUCCCCUGCACAUUACAGGGAUGGAAGGAAUCCUGGGUUGUGUUAGCCUAACCACGAUUGCCUGUCCCAAUUGUCCGUCUGCACAGAACAAGCUGCCCUGGAUGAGUUACGUCAGCACUGUGGGGAUCUUCGGCUUUGUGGCCUUCUUCGAGGUGGGCCCAGGCCCCAUCCCCUGGUUCAUUGUGGCCGAGCUCUUCAGCCAAGGGCCUCGGCCGGCCGCCUUCGCCAUCGCUGGCUUCACCAACUGGAGCUCCAAUUUCCUCGUGGGAAUGUCAUUCCAGUACAUCGUGGAGUUGUGUGGCCCCUUUGUGUUCCUCAUCUUUGCCCUGAUGCUCCUGGGGUUCUUCAUCUUCACCUACUUUAAAGUUCCGGAGACCCGGGGCAAGACUUUCGACCAGAUCGCCUCGGCCUUCCGCCGCAACCCCUCGCUUCUCGACCACGAGUUCAAGCAGCACAGCACAGAACUGGAGUAUUUGGAUGACAACUCCGCCGUGUGAGAGAUGGAGAGAGUGAGUGAGAAAGAGGGAAGGGAGGGGUAGAGAGAGAAGGGGAAAGGAAGGGGUAGAGAGAGUGGGGGAGAAGGGAGGGGUAGGAGAGAGAGAGACAGUGUUGUAUGUGUGGGAGACGGGAGAGGAUGGGAGGGAGAGAAAAUACAUUAGUGAAAGAGUGAAUGGGAGAGAGAUUGUGUGUGCAAGUGAGAUUGUGGAAGAGAGAGUGCGAGUGUGUAUGAGAAGGAGACAAUGAUAGAGACAGAUUGUGUGUGAAAGAACAUGAGAGAUAGAAAAUGUUAUGUUAGAGAAAGUGUUGUCUGUGUGCUAGAGUGAGCAGGAGAGAGAAAUUUGUAUGUCAGAGAGAGGCACUGUGUGUGUGUGUGUGUGUACCUGUGAGAGAGAGAAAGAAGAUGUGUGUGGAUGAGCAAGUGAGAGAGCAGAUUGUAUGUCAGAGAGAGAUAUCGAGUGUGUGGGUGUGUGUGCUUGAGGGAGAGACAAAAGUGUGAGUGAGAGAGUGCAAAUUGUAUGACAAAGAGGAUGUGUGAGUGAGGGAGAGAGAGUGCAGGCAUGUGUGAGAGGGCAGAGUGCAGGAGUGAGGAGAGGGCAGAGUGUGCAAGAGCUUGAGAGCAAGGGGGAGAGAGAAAGUUGAAUGUGGUAACAAACAAAGCGUGUGUGUGUGUAAGUGUGUGUGUGUAUGUGUAUAUGUGUGCGUGUGUGUGUGUAUCUCAAAUGGAGGAAGAGAUGAUGAUUUUGGCAUCUCUUGACCUCUUCACCUCAAAAACGCACACACCUAUUUCAAACCCCUGCUGAAUUU
This is a messenger RNA of Hypanus sabinus (Atlantic stingray), 2407 nucleotides long. Its product is annotated as solute carrier family 2, facilitated glucose transporter member 4-like. Gene Ontology annotation, biological process: monosaccharide transmembrane transport. The coding region runs from base 88 to 1599 and encodes 503 amino acids. The record is from RefSeq and is a predicted model, not a curated record. Gene Ontology annotation, cellular component: membrane. The transcript is spliced from 11 exons. Gene Ontology annotation, molecular function: hexose transmembrane transporter activity. NCBI's taxonomy places the organism in Eukaryota, Metazoa, Chordata, Chondrichthyes, Myliobatiformes, Dasyatidae.